Molecule: messenger RNA, 2769 nt
Organism: Aureobasidium subglaciale EXF-2481
Lineage: Eukaryota; Fungi; Ascomycota; Dothideomycetes; Dothideales; Saccotheciaceae
Exons: 1
Coding region: 1-2769 (922 amino acids)
Biological process (GO): protein K48-linked deubiquitination
Cellular component (GO): cytosol; cell periphery
Molecular function (GO): cysteine-type deubiquitinase activity; K48-linked deubiquitinase activity; cysteine-type carboxypeptidase activity
Source: RefSeq, a predicted model, not a curated record
AUGGUGACGAGAAAGCCUGUGCCCUCGCACAAUGCCGAGCCAGCAUCUUCUGCGCCCUACCCUGCCUCUCCCACAGCACCAUCUGCAUUCAACAACCACGCGUCUGCCUACCGAGCACCACACGACGAUCCUCUAUCUCUGCAACGUACCCGCAGUAGUUCGGCCUCCUCACAUGACACUUGGAACUCUGGCUUCUCCUCGGAUCAUGAAGAUGGGAACAUUGAGAAGCCAAAGGCCGAAUCUAGCGACAUUCCUGCCUCGCUGAGAGUCGGCCGAUCCCAGCCCUCGGAGCCCCAACAACACUCGUUCCAAUCGCACAAUCCAUACCUCAAUAUACAGAAGCAGUCUCAGAACCAGACUCAGCACCAACCCUUGCCCUAUCCUUCAGAAGACAGCCAGUCCAUAUGGAGCUCCACACCCGCCCAGCCUAGUACUGCUCCUCCGCCGCCGCCCUCUCAACCACCUCCUUCGCUGCCUCCAACACCCUCGUUCGCCGCCUUAUCGUUGGAUGGUCACAUAGGUGCUGAAGCUCUAGGACCACCUCCCCCAGAAAUCCCCCAGAAGAGUACAAGAAGAAGUCUGAUCUCACAAAACUCAGCCAACCCUUGGCAGCAAGACCUCGACAGAGAACAGAACAAUCAGAGCCCUUGGACUUCUACUCCUAGUCCGCGACCGCAGCUGUCUGACGCCAUCUUCCAGCCUCCUCAAGGCCCACCUCCAUCUUUCUCCCACUCUGCUUUCUCUGACAACUUCCACUCUACGCCCUCUCCGCCGCCAGCCUCUACUGCGCCGCCCUUGGCAUUCAAUGCUCCUCCUGCUGCUCCUCCUCCGCCUCCUCUUCCUUCUACGAACUACCAUCUUUCUUCCUCCACUCCGAAAGACGCUCCCACUGUUCCUGUGCUCACCCAACCAAACGCUUUUGCUCCGCAACCUCCGAGCAACCCCCCUGGCUACCAAGAAGAAUCUCUCAUAGACUUUGGCCCCGAUCAUGCAACACAACCCCCAGCGACGAAUCCAGAACCCACCAACCCAAGUCAAUCUGAACAUAGCAACAAUCUCUCCGCUCCUAUCGAGUCCGCCGAAGAGCUACUCAAGAAACAACGUAACGAGACGUACCAGAUCAAGCAGAUCAACUGGUUCGAUGCUUCUGCCAGCUCUGAUGGCUCGAUGCGACGCACUCCAAUCCUGACGCAAAAUGCAAACGGCCCUUGCCCUCUGCUUGCUCUGGUCAACGCUCUGACUUUGUCCGCCCCAGAGUCACCAAAGACAAUUCUAGUCGAGACUCUCAGUGCUCGUGAACAAAUCAGCCUGGGUCUUUUAUUAGAUGCUGUAUUUGAGGAGCUCGCUAGGAGGACCGAAAUCUCGAGUAGAGCACUUCCUGAUGUUGGCGAUCUUUAUUCUUUCCUCAUCACAUUACACACUGGCAUGAAUGUGAACCCGCGUUUUGUCGCCUCUCCAGACUCGCCACAAGAGAAACCCGGCUCAUUCGACGAGACAAGGGAGAUGCGUCUCUACAGCGCUUUUGAAGUCCCCCUUGUCCACGGCUGGAUACCUCAUUCAACUUCAUCAGCUUACGAAGCAUUUGACCGCUCGGCCAAAACCUUCGAUGAUGCGCUCAAUCUCCAGUUUGCACAGGCCGAACUAGAACACAAGCUCGGAACUGACGGUCUCUCCGCAGAUGAACAGCAAAUGUUCGAGGACAUCAUCUUCAUGAAAGAGUUUCUCACUGGCUACCCAACUCAGCUGACCGAGCAUGGCCUAAAGCUUAUCACUGAUUACUUGAGACCUGGUCAGAUUGCUAUAUUGUUCAGAAACGAUCACUUCUCGACACUCUACAAACAACCAAGAACUGGCACGCUCAUGAAUCUUGUCACAGAUGCGGGUUAUUCGUCUCAUGAUGAAAUUGUCUGGGAAAGUUUGGUUGAUGUCAGUGGUGCAGCUGGCAGCUUCUUCUCAGGCGAUUUCAGACCUGUAGGCAAUGCUCCUUCGGAAUCUCAGAGCAACGGAGAUGGCUGGCAGACUGUUCCUUCGCGACACCGCAACUCAAAUGGUGGUGUUGGUGAUUCGAGUUCUGCUGCUGCUCAAUCACAAGCUCUUGCUGAACCUCGUGGGCAUGGGUCAGAGCAGGAGGAUGCUGAUAUGGCGUUGGCUCUUCAGCUUCAAGAAGAAGAGGAAGACGGUCAGCGCCGUGCCCAAGCAGCGCGACGCAGACAAGAAGAUGAGCUUUCACGCCAGUUUCUUGAACGUGAGUCUGCAACAUCUGGUCGCAGUCCGACUUCAGAGCAACGCCCUCCGGUACCUCCCAGGAGAAGUAACUUGGACAACAACACCUCGUCCACCGCUGCACCCCCUACAGCAGAUGCACCAUACAUCCGAGAGAGGGACGACGGUGAUGACGAGCCACCUACAUACGAGCAGGCGGCUUCUGACAGGCCAUUCCGACCAGCUGGUGCAACACGAGAGCCAAGACAGGGAGAUGCUUUGGGCGCCUUGUCAGCAUUACAGAUGCAACAAGGUCCUUAUGCCAGUUCCAAUCUCGGCAACUCAACCUCUCAACCACCAUCCAUGCAUCGCAGGCGCUCGAGUGCCAUGGCUCUAGGUCGUACGAGCAGCAACUCUCUGCUUCGAAGGCAACAGAGCCAAGCUCAACAAGGUCCUCAAGCCACGGCGCCUUCACAAGCCGCACCACAGUAUUCUGGCUAUGUUCCUCCUGGGUCGGGCGGUAGGAUGACUCAGGCCGAGAGAGAAGAACGAUGUGUUGUGAUGUGA